Molecule: messenger RNA, 2196 nt
Organism: Impatiens glandulifera
Lineage: Eukaryota; Viridiplantae; Streptophyta; Magnoliopsida; Ericales; Balsaminaceae
Product: serine/threonine-protein kinase STY8-like
Exons: 16
Coding region: 275-1936 (553 amino acids)
Biological process (GO): protein phosphorylation
Molecular function (GO): ATP binding; protein kinase activity
Source: RefSeq, a predicted model, not a curated record
AUUCCGAAUCACUCAUCAUCAUUUUUCUUCUCCUUCUUCUUACGGUGCUCUCUCUAAUCUCUCUCUAUCUAUCUAAUUUCAUAUUGAUCCACUCCCGUGAUUAUGAUUCUAAGCUUUGGAACCAAUUCUUCUUACUCAUCAAAUCUAACACAAGAAAGAAGAAUUGGAGAUUGACGAUGAUUGCUUGCUUCCUUCCUUCCUUCUCUGUAUUUAGUUAGUUAGUUUUGUUUGUUUGAUCAUUUCGCUUUAGCUUCGAAUCUAGACUUCUUCCUUUAUGACGAUGGACGAGACUACCGAGAGUUGUGGAAGUAGACCAGUCGAAUCGCUUUCAAUGCAGACUAAAGAGGACAGACAGAGACUUGAAGUCUUCACCGGUGUUCUCGCUCGUCUUCACCAGUCAAAUCCCAAGGAAAUCGCCGUUCCUGGCUUUGAAGAUCAACUUUGGCUUCAUUUCAAUCGCCUUCCUGCCAGAUAUGCAUUGGAUGUGAACGUUGAAAGAGCAGAAGAUGUUCUCACGCAUAAGAGGCUACUCCAUCUUGCAGAGGAUCCUGCCAAGAGACCUGCACUUGAAGUUCACCUUGUUCAGGUUCCUCCCACCACAUCAACACAAACAUUUGAUUCUAAUCACAUUGACAAUGAAGAGAAAGAAGAUGCCCAAUCUCAUCAACCUAGUGUAUCCGGAGCUCAUCCACCUCCUACAUUCGGUGCACUAGCCAAUCUUGAUGAUGAUGCUGACAGUAACAUACCUUCAACUCCUAACUCAAGGCCAAUGCAUGAGAUUACUAUUUCAACACUGGAUAGGCCAAAACUUCUUAGCCAGUUGACAUCAUUACUUUCUGACGUGGGAUUGAAUAUUCAAGAGGCUCAUGUUUUUUCGACUACUGAUGGCUACUCCUUAGAUGUAUUUGUUGUUGAUGGCUGGCAUCUUGAGGAGUCUGAGAAGCUUAAAGAUGAACUGACGAAACAAAUCCUAAGGAACAAGGGACAAUUCUGUGUAAAUGAAAAGUCGUUUUCUAUUGUCACUGAGAACAAGCAAAUACCUAGUGCUCCAUCUGACCAUGUAAAAAUACCUAUUGAUGGAGGUGAUGUCUGGGAAAUUGAUGUCAGUUUGCUGAAGUUUGAUUCAAAAGUUGGUUCUGGUUCAUUUGGUGACCUCUACAAAGGCACAUACUGUAGUCAGGAAGUUGCCAUUAAAGUUCUCAAGCCUGAGCGCAUCAGCAAAGAUAUGCUGACCGAAUUUGCCCAUGAGGUGUUUAUAAUGAGGAAAAUCCGUCACAAGAAUGUAUUGCAAUUCAUAGGCACAUGUACACGACCUCCUACUCUAUGUAUUAUCACUGAGUUCAUGUCUCGAGGAAGUAUAUAUGACUUUCUGCAUAAGCAAAAGGGUACAUUUAAGCUUCCUACUAUGCUCAAAGUUGCACUUGAUAUUUCCAAAGGAAUGAACUAUUUGCAUCAAAACCAUAUUAUUCAUCGAGACUUGAAGUCUGCCAACCUUGUAAUGGACGAAAAUGAAGUUGUAAAAGUUGCAGACUUUGGAGUUGCUAGAGUUCAGUCGGAAUCAGGAGUGAUGACUGCAGAAACUGGAACAUACCGUUGGAUGGCUCCUGAGGUCAUCCUACAUAAACCAUAUGGUCCUAAGGCUGAUGUAUUCAGUUUCGGGUUAGUAUUAUGGGAACUUUUAACAGGAGAACUUCCCCAUGCACUCUUGACUCCUCUACAAGCUGCUGUUGGUGUUGUACAAGAGGGUCUACGGCCUCCAAUUCCUAUAAGCACUCAUCCAAAACUUGCACAAUUACUUGAUAGAUGCUGGCAGCAAAACCCUGAUCUGAGACCUGAUUUUAAUGAAAUCAUAAACAUCUUGCAGCAGUUAGUGAAGGAGGUGGGAAGUGGAGAUAAAGCUGGAUUCUCCUUGUUUAAAAAAAGGAGCCAUAAUUAAUGACUGAAGUUUGCAUUUUGGAAAUCAAGCAUGCUCAUGAUCCCAGGUAUUUUUAUUGUGUUGUGAAGUCUAACUGAUUUGUACAGCGUUUUAUUUUCUCAAGUUGAUGAAAUUAUGUUUCUGCAUAUCUCUUUUAAAUUCUUUUUUAAUCAUAAGCUCGAUUAUCUCAUCCCAGUGUUUGUAAUUUGUAUAUAUGUGAGGGGCAACAACAACAACGUAUUGUCUGUCCUUGUGAUAUAAAAGUGUUGCAAAUUGAUCUA